This is a messenger RNA of Plectropomus leopardus (leopard coralgrouper), 696 nucleotides long. RefSeq names its product leukemia NUP98 fusion partner 1 (gene lnp1). Lineage: Eukaryota; Metazoa; Chordata; Actinopteri; Perciformes; Serranidae. The record is from RefSeq and is a predicted model, not a curated record.
AUGUCUCUCAGACUGCUGCCUGCUUUCGUUGUGGAUAACGAUGACGAUGAUGACGGUAACUUCACAAAAUGGAUGAGUAGUUACUGGGGUCACGGAGCAGAAGGUGGACACUCCAGAGAAAGGAAGCGCAGUUUCAGAAGAACUGCAAAAACACAAGCUGAUCGAAGAUCACUCCCAACUGUGUCACAAUUAGACGCCAUGAAGCUCAACAAGCUGCACGCAGCGACGAUGGCUCCCAGCCCGAGCCACAUCAAAACCAGGGAGGAGAAGGGGGAGGCCAGGCCCCACCAGAGAGCUCGCCGCUCCUCCUCAGACGACAACAGCCGCCCCAAGACCGCCAUCCCAGAGAACCGCAUCACCACCAUCCCCGAGCUCACAGAGUCACUGGAGAAGAGGCUGAUUCUCCGGGACAAGAGGACCAUGUCUCUGAUUGAGGACGACAAGUUGUGCCUGAUCUGUCAUGAGGACAUGAAGAAUAAUGGAGGAGGAGUUCAAGAGCUGCACUGCACACAUCGCUUCCACAAAGAGGCGGCUCGGAGGUCAGAGCAGGGUCGGCCCCGCAGCGGCAGCGAGGCGGCGGCCUGUCAGCUGAGGAAGCUCUCAGAUGAGAGGAGGAAGUCUGCAGACGGACCGAUCUCCAUGGAGAAGGAGCAGCACACGCCCCGCCGUCAACUCUCCCUGCGGAGACAUCGCUGA